Anoplophora glabripennis (Asian longhorned beetle) is the source of this 3601-nucleotide messenger RNA. RefSeq names its product exosome complex exonuclease RRP44 (gene Dis3). The record is from RefSeq and is a predicted model, not a curated record. The coding region runs from base 227 to 3091 and encodes 954 amino acids. Gene Ontology annotation, biological process: rRNA catabolic process. Gene Ontology annotation, cellular component: nuclear exosome (RNase complex); cytoplasmic exosome (RNase complex). The transcript has 13 exons. Gene Ontology annotation, molecular function: 3'-5'-RNA exonuclease activity; endonuclease activity; RNA binding. NCBI's taxonomy places the organism in Eukaryota, Metazoa, Arthropoda, Insecta, Coleoptera, Cerambycidae.
GUCACAUGGAGUUCCGGUUCGUUCUCCUCAUGUAGUCUUCCUGCCCUAAACAUUAGUAUACUUGUAUACUUGUAAUCGGUUUUUGUCUUAAUAUUUUAUUGUAUCCUUUUUUAAAUUAUGUAUGUAUAAAGAUAAACCAGGUUGGACAGUCUACAAUUUGUUAGUGCAAUCAUUAUAACCUAUCUAAUAGGUACAAUUUGUUUAUUUAAAGUAGAUUUCUUUAAAAAUGUUUACCACAAAAGCUUUUAUAAAAAAGACGAAAAUUGGAAAUUUUUUAAAAAAUGUUAGAGAGCAUUAUAUACGAGACGAUAUAUCUUGCGGUUUCUCAGCUUGUGAGAGAUGUAUUCCGGUGGAGUCACAUUUAUCAUCAGAUCACCAAAAUGAAUGCUCAUUGUUUAAAUUUAAUCAUUAUCUAAUAUUUGAUACGAAUGUUAUUCUUGAUCAGAUGGACGUUUUGGAAGAGGCGACUCUCGGGAAUGUAAUCAUUUUACAUACGGUUCUGAAGGAAGUUAAACAUCGCAGUUUGCCAAUGUAUAAGCGACUGUAUAGCAUUAUAGAGAAUCCUAGUAGACAUUUUUUUAUUUUUACCAAUGAUCAUCAUAAGGAUACCUACUUACCAGAAGAUGAUGGUGAACUAAUAAAUGAUUAUAAUGAUAGAUGUAUUAGAAAAGCUUGUCUUUGGUACAUGCAACAUUUACCUAAUCAGAAAUUUGUCUUCCUUAGUGAUGAUGUGAAGAAUAGAAAUUUAGCAAUAGAAGAAGGCAUUUUUGCUUGUUCAAUUUCAGAAUAUGUGAAACAUUUAAGAAAUUGUUCUGCUUUGGAAGAUAAAUUGUUGAGGAAAGAUUUCCAUAUAGAUAGCAAUACAAAAGAUGUUUUCCCACCUCAUUUGACAACUGUUGAGCUUUUGACCGGGAUAAAAGAUGGACAUUUACACCAGGGUACCUUUAGAGCAUCUAGAGAUAAUUUUUUGGAAGGCUUUGUUAAUGUGGAUUCUUUUGAUGAUCCUGUAAUUGUGCAAGGACGUAAAGGUUUAAACAGAGCUGUGGAUGGAGAUGUUGUGGUUGUAGAAAUAUUUAAAGAAGAAGACUGGGUGUCGCCAAGUGAAAUAGUCCUAGAAGAUGAAGGAGAAGCAGAGGAAAAUAUCGAUGAAGUUGAAAUAAAAGAAAGAGAACUGAAACAGUCGACUCAUACGAAAAAAGGUGAAAUAAAACCAACUGGAAAGAUUGUAGGUAUUAUUAGGAGGAAAUGGAGACAGUAUUGUGGGAUUUUACAAGGUGGUAUGGAUGGCAUAUAUCAAUUAUUUGUGCCAGCUGAUAAAUCUAUACCAAAAAUUAGAAUAGAGACUAGGCAAGCUGAUUUUCUGAGGACUCAAAAACUGAUUGUUACAAUUGAUUCUUGGCCAAGACACUCCAGAUAUCCUCAUGGGCAUUUUGUAAGGGCAUUAGGUAAAAUUGGUGACCAAGAUACAGAAAAUGAAGUUAUUUUAUUAGAACACGAUGUUCCUCACAGUCAGUUCUCAGAAGAAGUGCUUAGCUGUCUGCCCAAGAUGCCAUGGAUAAUAACAGAAGAGGAUGUCAAACGUAGAGUUGACCUUCGUCAUAUUGACAUAUGCUCUGUCGAUCCUCCUGGAUGCACCGAUAUUGACGAUGCUCUGCAUUGCCGACCAAUAUCAGAUGAUAAAUUAGAAGUUGGUGUACAUAUAGCAGAUGUAUCUCAUUUUAUUAGACCUGGUACUGCAAUAGAUUUAGAAGCUGCAUCGAGAGCUACCACGGUUUAUCUGGUUAAUAAACGUAUCGAUAUGGUUCCAGAAUUACUCAGCUCUAACUUGUGCUCUCUGAGAGGUGGCGAGGAAAGAUUUGCUUUCUCUUGUAUCUGGGAAAUGGACAAAAAGGCAAAUAUUUUAAAUACGAGAUUUCACAAAAGCAUAAUCCGUUCUAGGAGAGCUAUGACUUACGAAGAAGCUCAAAUUACAAUUGACGAUAAAAGUAAAAAUGAUUCUAUAGCUGCGUCAUUAAGGAAUUUGAACAUGCUAGCGAAAAUUUUAAAGAAGCGACGGUUGGAGAAUGGAGCUCUAGUCUUGGCUUCACCUGAAGUUAAAAUCUUAAUGGAUUCGGAAACAAUGGAACCCCUUGAUGUCGAAGUUAAAAAAUUAUUUGAAACCAAUUCAAUGGUAGAAGAAUUUAUGUUAUUAGCAAAUAUUAGCGUGGCCCAAAAAAUUUUACAAGAGUUCCCGGAAUGUGCAAUGCUUAGGAGACACCCAACACCGCCUUCUUCUAAUUUUGAUCCGUUGGUGAAAGCUGGUAAACAUCUUGGAUUUGAUAUUAAAAUAGAUUGUGGUAAAAACUUGGCUAAGUCGCUAGACGAGGCUGUAAACCCCAAAAAUCCAUACGUAAAUACUAUGCUAAGGAUUCUAGCGACUCGUUGCAUGUUGCAAGCUGUAUAUUUUGCAAGCGGUACUUUACAAAAAGAAGAUUACUUUCAUUACGGUUUAGCCGUUCCGUUAUAUACUCACUUUACCUCGCCCAUAAGAAGAUACGCAGAUAUUAUCGUACACAGGCUUCUGGCAGUGACUUGUGGAGCCGACGCGACAUAUCCCGAUCUUUUAGAUAAAGAAAAAUCAAGUAAUCUUUGUCAGAACUUAAAUUACAGGAAUAGAAUGGCUCAAUAUGCUGGUAGAGCUUCUGUUGCUUUUAAUACACACAUAUUUUUCAAAGGCAAAUUGCAAGACGAGGAUGGUUAUAUUUUAUACGUCCGAAAGAAUGCCUUGCAGAUAUUAAUACCAAAGUAUGGUUUAGAAUGCACCUUGUUUUUGGCACCAAAAGGAGAGACCUCCAAUAUUUUUUGUUAUAAUGAAGAGGACCAAACUCAAGAAGCGGGGAGUAUUGCACUACAUGCUUUCGAUCCGAUUAAAGUUCGACUAAGUUUAGAUUCUAACAAUAUUCAACAUGAAAAAUUUGCCUUGCAACUCGUGAAGCCCUAUAUUGAAGGUUUUAGUGUUUUACCAUUAAGUGAAAUAGAAGUAAACGGGAAUGAGAAAAAACGGAAAUCGACAAAUAAUGAGCACAAGAAGAAAAAUAAAAAGAAAUCUUAAUCUUAAGUAAUUGUAUAAUUUUUGUAUUACAUUUGAAAAAAUUAAAAUGUAUUUCUUUAUUCUUAUCUACUUAUUAUUUCACGUUCCAGUAAAACUUACACCUAUAGGUUGAUCAAGGUUUAGUAUUGAGUAAGUGUUAAAAGUUAAAUUACAUAUAUCGGGUGUCUCAAAAUUCACACAAGAUUUGAAUGAUGUGCCACUUGAGCGGUAAAGUGUUGCCAAAGCAAAAAAGAGACAGCUGACAGUUCAUAGACAGUUAUUUAAAAUGGAGCGUUACACUAAAGAACAAAGUGUUUUAAUUGUUGGGCAAUAUUUUAAAAGCCGGGAAUAGUGACUUAACUUCAUCAACUGUGAGGAGAUUAAUUGAAAAAUUCAGGAAGACUGGAUCAAUCAGUGCUCUUAAACACUGGCCGUCCUUCAAUAAGUUGUCAAACACAAAACAUCGAAGCAGUUCAUGAGAGUGUUGCUGAGACUGUGGUUAAGAAUUUCACAUUUCAAGAAGCUCUCUAC